Molecule: messenger RNA, 2261 nt
Organism: Guillardia theta CCMP2712
Lineage: Eukaryota; Cryptophyceae; Pyrenomonadales; Geminigeraceae
Exons: 2
Coding region: 205-2175 (656 amino acids)
Biological process (GO): protein phosphorylation; regulation of cytokinesis; mitotic cell cycle
Cellular component (GO): cytoplasm; centrosome; nucleus
Molecular function (GO): protein binding; protein kinase activity; ATP binding
Source: RefSeq, a predicted model, not a curated record
CUCCUCAUCCUCUGUCUUGCCCAUCUCUUCUAUCCCUGACAGAGACUAGUAGAGAUCUCUACUAGUCUUCCUCUCGCAUCUCCUCCAAAUUGCCUCGAAGAUACUAGUUCGACGGGGUUUCGAAAACUCAGUCCGUUGGCAACAAACAGCACGACACGUCGCCUUUCUGCCCUUUGAUGAAAAGAAAGUUGAUAGCCUUGUGAAAUGACUACAAGAUAUCGCAUCCCCUCCUCGGCCUACCCGGUCCCCCCUGCCUCUAUCCAUUCCACAAAUCCUCUCCAUCCGCCAUCUGACAAGCCGAACAAUAUCAUCGAGCACACCAAGAAAGAUGCAACUGGCAGGGUCUCCGUCAAGAAGUAUCUCAAGGGAGCUCUCCUGGGGAAGGGAGGCUUCGCAAAAUGCUUCCAAGUGACCGACCUGGACACGAAGGAGGACUGGGCUUGCAAGAUCAUCCAAAAGUCCUCGCUGACCAAGCAGAGACACAAGCAGAAGUUGCAGUCGGAGAUCAAGAUCCACAAGUCCCUCAGCCACAAGAACAUCGUUAGGUUCCAUGAUGUGUUCGAGGACAAGGAGAAUGUCUACAUCGUCAUGGAACUGUGCCCUAACCAGACGAUGCUCGAGCACGUGAAGCGCAGGAAGCGGCUGUCAGAAUCUGACACCAGACGGUUCAUGCUUCAGAUCCUGGACGCUGUUCGCUUCAUGCACCAGUACAGAGUGAUCCAUCGAGACCUGAAGUUGGGGAACUUCUUCCUGGGCAAGAACAAUGAGGUCAAGAUCGGGGACUUCGGGCUCGCCUGCAAGCUGCAGUUUGACGGGGAGAGAAAGAAGACUCUGUGCGGCACCCCCAACUACAUCGCACCUGAGGUGCUGGACGGGAAGGACGGCCACAGCUACGAGGUUGACAUCUGGAGCAUUGGCGUCAUCCUGUACACCUGCCUGGUGGGCAAGCCUCCCUUCGAGACGGCUGACGUGAAGUCGACAUACAAGCUGAUCCAGUCAAACACGUACUCGUUCCCUCCUCGGCUGGAGAUCAGCGAGUCAGCCAAGGCGCUUGUGAGGUCGAUCCUGCAGUCGAGGCCAGAGAAGAGGCCGUCGAUCGAGGACAUCAUGAGGGACGACUUCUUCCUCGGGCAGGGGAUCGCGCUGCUGCAGGGCAGGGACGACCCGCUGAACACAAGCGGGAACAACAGCGGGAACCGAGGGAAGCUCAAGGACGCCCUGAUCUUCUCCAGCUCCGACAGGGACUCGGAGUCGUCACCCACCAAGAAAGUGACGAAGCAGAUGGGAGCGCUGGAUGUCAAGGACAAGACCAACUUUCUCCUCCCGACUUCCUCCUCCUCCUCCUCCUCCGAUCCAGCCACUACCAUUCAACGGAAGGCCUCCGACUGCGGGUCGGACGCGGCAUCCUCUGCAUCCACAGCCAGCGCGCCUGUCUCGGCGAGGUCGGACAAGGAUGUCCCGGUGGCAUCGGCCGCCGUUGAGGACGAGCAUGCGAUGAGGAACAUGCACAACAACAUCACUGCAGCCCUGAGCUCGGCGGUCAAGGGGUCGUCGUCGUACGUGGGGACCCUGCCGCUGCCCCAGGUGUGGGUGAGCAGCUGGGUGGACUACUCGAAGAAGUAUGGGCUGGGGUACAAGCUGAGCAACGAUCAGUACGGAGUGUUUUUUAACGACUCGACCAAGAUCCUGCUGCAGUUGGACGGGAGCUCGUUCGAGUACAUGGAGAGGCAAAGAAUGGACGGGAACAACGUCAAGUUUGACAAGCGAUCGAGCUACACGAUGGGUGAGCGGCCUGCAGAGCUGAACAAGAAGGUGACGCUGCUGGGGCACUUCAAGAACUACCUCAACGACUCGAGCAAGGUAGAAGGAGGAGACAAGGGGAAGGAGGCCUUCGACCGGAGCAACGUGGCGAAGGAGACAGAGGAUGGAAUCUACGUGAGGAAGUGGAUGAGGACGAGGCACUCGGUCAUCUUCCGCCUCAGCAACAACUGCUUCCAGAUCUCCUUCAACGACGACUCUGAAGUCUUCCUGUGGGCCUCCAGGAGGUGGGUCACGUACCGGAGUAGGACGAAGCCGCUGCGCACGAUGGACCUCAAGGAUGCGGCAUGCGAUGCCGACAUUGCCAAGAGGCUCAAGUACGCGGAUGACAUCCUGGUGCAGCUGCUGGCGGCCUGAGGUUGAGCUGGAGACAUUUGGCUGUUUUUUUUCCAUCUUUUCGGUUAUUCUUUGAUACGCUUAAUAAGAAAUUGUUUGUGAAACUU